Messenger RNA from Spodoptera littoralis (African cotton leafworm), 183 nucleotides. The record is from the annotation of a GenBank genome assembly. NCBI's taxonomy places the organism in Eukaryota, Metazoa, Arthropoda, Insecta, Lepidoptera, Noctuidae.
ACGUACAUAAAGCAUUGAAAAAACCUGUUACAACUUCGUCCAGAGGCUUAUAAUUAUAGUGUAAAUACUAAAUGCCUCUCCGAAGUUGCAACUAGCUCCAUGGUGCAUCACACAGACAUGCGUAGUUGCAUCAUCAAUGAGAUCGGAUGCAACUGCACAGUGACAACUCAUUCAGCUAAUUAA